This is a messenger RNA of Paraglomus occultum, 561 nucleotides long. NCBI's taxonomy places the organism in Eukaryota, Fungi, Glomeromycota, Glomeromycetes, Paraglomerales, Paraglomeraceae. The record is from the annotation of a GenBank genome assembly.
AUGACACAAGACUCAUGGGCAGAAUUUUCAAGCUCAAUUACAACCUAUCUAAAAGAAAACACAAUCAUUCAAGAAAUAGACAAUAUUAGCACACUAAACAAACUAUGGCAUGAUCUUAAUCAAGCAAUCAUUAUAGCGGCUAAGAAGAACAUACCCAGAACCAGGACCCAGCCUCGAACAUUCUACACCUUCUCUACUAAAGCCACCAAACUUCAUGCAGCUCUCAAGUGUAUCAACAAACUCAUAAGACAAAUACAAGCAAAUACGCAAUCUCCUACUAAUACUUUAAUACAAACUUACAACAAAGAGAUAGAUUACAUUAACAACAAAACAGAAAUACAAAUCAAUCACAUUAUAUUAGACGACCUAACAUCUACUAACAAGGAGGCACUAAUUAUACUGCUAAAAGCUCAGCAAAGGACGAUAUACCAAGCCAGAAAACUAGAAAACAACCUCGCCCACCAAAGUAAAAUAAAUGAAUACAUCAACAAAAGAUAUAAUGACCUCAACAACAAUACUACUCAUAUGAUCAACAGCAUACUAAAAAGACAUACAGACCCA